This is a messenger RNA of Lecanosticta acicola, 1593 nucleotides long. NCBI's taxonomy places the organism in Eukaryota, Fungi, Ascomycota, Dothideomycetes, Mycosphaerellales, Mycosphaerellaceae. The record is from the annotation of a GenBank genome assembly.
AUGUUUUCACCCUUCGACAUUCUUCUGUUGGUUCUCUGCGCGUCUGCGGCGUCCGCAACCCCACUGGCCGCAAGAUAUGCCAACACCACGAUCGCUAUUACGACACCCUCGACCAUUUCGUCACUGCAAUUGCAAACCGGCCAUGUGUCAGCUAUUCAACUUUCUUCGGGUGAACAAUCGACCGCUUCGCUGGCGUCUGCGCCGCAGUAUCAGACAGGAGAUGCACCAGGCACAGAGCUCUCCUCGGUCGAAAGUUCAUCUUCGACGACAACUUCUGCACAGCCCCAGACCGGACUCGUAUCAGUCGUGAAGCCGUCUUUGUACUCAUCGAGCUCGAUAUCGGUCGCAACGCCCUCUUCGAUCGAUCCUCCAUCCAUGACACAUCAAAUGACUACGAUCAUUGCCUCGACUGGGGCAUUCGUUGCUGCAUUAUCUCCUUCAGCUUAUGGAGCUGGCAUACUUCCCACAGAAGCUGUGGCGGCAAUAACUUCGAGCUCGUCUCAACUCAAUCCUGAGUCGACUUCGUCGAGCGCAUCCUUGCCUCACUACAGCUAUGCACCCAUCUCGUCCGAAGGUACGAGCUCUUCAAAGGGUUAUGCCAAUGCCACCAUCGCUCCUUCGAGAGGCAUGUCAUCCCAAAAUGCUUCAAGUACUACGACCUUUACGAUGUUUACGACAGUCAAUCCAGAUGCGGACAGUACAAGCUCGUCACAAGGGCCAGGCGCCUACGCCACUCCAAGCUCACAUCAAAGUGCGUCGAGCGUACAAGCACAUUCGUCCUCACCGGCAGGCUAUGCUCCAAGCCAUAGCGGAGAUGCACAAAGCAGUACCACGCUCACGCUCUAUACUACUGUCGCCCCAUCGUCCGAAAUGCCAGCUAGCCCUUCGCACCUCAACAGCUCGGCUGCUGGGUACGGAGGAUCUUCAGUAUCUCAGUCUUCCGAAACGGCCUCUUCACCGGAGUCUAGCACGAUAGCAGCCACUUCUGACACAACAUCCACUUUGCAUUCGGAGAAACCUACUGCUGAGAGUAGCGUCGCGCAGGCCACUUCAUAUGCCAUCCCUUCGAGUGGUCCUGCUUCCAGCGAGGCAACACACACUCAACAGCCCUCGACAGCAUCCUCAGCUCCUGUGUACUCCUCCCAGUCUACUCCGGAUGCUGAGCCAUCAUCUUCAGGACAAGCCUAUCCGUACCCAAGCUCGCAAAAUCCUCAGGCAAGCAGUGAGGCCUCGACAUUCGACAACCCAUCCUCUGCAACAGCGCCAGCGUAUGGCUCUGUUUCGUACUCUUAUGCUCCGAGCUACUCGAGUACUGUGAGCCUGCCAGUAAUCCUCACGUACGGGCCAUCUCCAUCUCCGUACGCAUCGAACUCGGCUCCAGCUUACUCGCCGCCAACAACAACAUCGAGCUCGACUUUCAGUGAUAAACCCGGUAUCACGAUCGUGCCAAUCAAUCCCAGCAGUGUCAACGUUAUGGAUGUGAGCAGCAGCACCGCCGAAAAGGAUACCGUUACCGUGACCGUGACUAUCACCGACCCAGGCAUGACUAUUACUCGGACUGUCGCAAAGGAAACCAUUACUGUCUAUGCGUGA